This is a messenger RNA of Notothenia coriiceps (black rockcod), 1456 nucleotides long. Its product is annotated as protein notum homolog. The record is from RefSeq and is a predicted model, not a curated record. The coding region runs from base 320 to 1456 and encodes 378 amino acids. Gene Ontology annotation, molecular function: palmitoleyl hydrolase activity. Gene Ontology annotation, biological process: protein depalmitoleylation; negative regulation of canonical Wnt signaling pathway. Lineage: Eukaryota; Metazoa; Chordata; Actinopteri; Perciformes; Nototheniidae. The transcript is spliced from 9 exons.
GUCGGCAGUGUAAAGCGGCUGAAUUCAUUGACUUCGACGAGGGUUAAGCUGUUUUUGCCGUCUCCAUGUGUUUUUAGGAUUUAAAAAAUGUGGGGACAGCACUUGCAUUUGAGGUUAAUGUUAAAACCAGCUCUCCAUCUGUGAAGGCACCAUGGAUAACCUGCGUUCACUCUGCUCACCUUUCAAUAUUGAAAACUUUCAACAUGUCUCCGUGUGCUUUCAAAGAACUUUCAACUCAUCUAACGACUCUUAGGAUAUGCUGUGUUGUGCAGAAGUCUCUUGCUCACAUUUGAGAGGGAUUUUCCAGUAACAGUUAGACAUGCGGAGCCAAGGUGUGUCCUGCCUGCUGCUGCUCUUCAUCCAUGUGAGCGCACCGGCGGAGGCGAGGAAAGUACCCGGGGGUAGGGCGCAACACCGGCGGGUGCAGCAGCAGCCCCCGGUGCAGAGGGAGCGUGUGGAGGGGACAGAGAGCUUCCCGUUAGACUUCACCGCCGUGGAGGGCAACAUGGACAACUUCAUGGUGCAGAUAAAGAACUUAGCGCAGUCACUGUACCCGUGCUCUGCGCAGAAGCUGGAUCAAGACAUGAAGUUGAACUUUUUGAAGAAUGAUUCUGUGACUUGCAAUGACGGGUCAGCAGCAGGGUAUUACAUCAAGGAGUCUAAAGGCAGCAAGAGGUGGCUGCUCUUCUUAGAAGGUGGAUGGUACUGUUACAACAGGCAGACCUGUGACAGUAGGUAUGAAACCAUGAGGAGACUGAUGAGCUCCACCAAGUGGCCACAAACCAGAACAGGAACAGGAAUAAUGUCUCCACAGCCAGAGGAAAACCCUCACUGGUGGAACGCCAACAUGGUCUUCAUCCCGUACUGCUCCAGCGAUGUGUGGAGUGGAGCCACACCGAAGACAAAUCAGAGUGAUUAUGCGUUCAUGGGCUCUCUGAUCAUAAAGGAGGUUGUGAACGAGCUGCUGACAUUAGGUCUUGACAACGCCAAGGUGCUGCUACUGGCAGGAAGCAGUGCGGGCGGUACAGGCGUGCUACUGAACGUGGACCGAGUGGCGGAGCAGCUGGAGUCUCUGGGCCACGGGGGGGUGCAGGUCCGGGGCCUAGCUGACUCCGGGUGGUUCCUGGACAACAAACAGUACAAAAUCACGGCCUGCCUGGACACUAUCAGCUGUGCCCCCACCGAGGCCAUAAAGAGAGGCAUCAGGUACUGGGGCGGCUUGGUGCCAGAGAGCUGCAGACAGGCUCAUGUGGGACAGGAGUGGAACUGUUUCUUUGGAUAUAAAGUCUUCCCCACGUUAAAAAGCCCGGUGUUCGUGGUGCAGUGGCUGUUUGACGAGGCCCAGCUGACGGUGGACAACAUCCACCUGACCGGGCAGCCUGUCCACGAGGGCCAGUGGAGGUACAUCCAGAACCUGGGACAGGAGCUGAGGAGCACGCUGCGGGACGUCCCGUAA